GUUCCCGCCCCCGAGUUUUAACCGUCCUACAUCUUUCACACUAAGCGAAUCGCCUCAUAAAUAAACCUCUGCUCGGUGUAACACGGUGAUGUCUGCAGUAAUAUGUUUAAAUGUAGUUAUUAAAUAGCAGUCCGGGUUUAUUUACCUGAUUAUUAAGAGUAAAUGUGUAUUAAUGACGCAUCGUGUGUGUGACAGCGACGCUGAAGUGUUAGCUUAGCAUAACGACACGUCUCGUGCACCGGCUCUCUCUGGUAACAAGCCCUUAUUUUAGACAAACUUAUAGCAGGUUCAUUUUUGGAGAAGCUGACGCCAUAAUCCUGUUCAGCGUCUCUUCUGAGGACAGGUACAGCUUAGUAUCACUUUUGAAGCCUGAUAUCCUGGAAUGUAAUGAAAAGCUAGGAGAAAAUCCUGACACGGCUGGACAGGAGAAGAUCUUGGAGUGAUGAGAAAACAGGUCGCACUCAGAAUCUACAGACAUUUCAUGGUGUGAACGUGGAUGAAGACGAGAGUAUGAGUUCAUGCGGCACGGACGUUAAAGAGAACUGCAAUCUGGAUAACUUUACAUCCAGGGCGGGGCUACAGUCAGCCAAUAGAAAUGCACCGUUCGGGUCGAGACGCAAGCGGCCACUGGAGGAGGGCAACAGAGGCCACGCCCACUCCAAAUUCCGUCCCAAGAGGCGCAAGAAAGCACCGGGUCCGAUGCUGCCAAAGAAUGCACUUAUGCAGCUGAACGAGAUCAAACCGGGCCUCCAGUACAAACUCCUGUCCCAGACGGGGCCGGUUCAUGCUCCCGUAUUCGCCAUGAGCGUGGAGGUCAACGGGCAGCGCUUUGAGGGGGCGGGACCCACAAAGAAGAAAGCCAAGCUGAGUGCAGCAGAAAAGGCUCUUCGCUCUUUUGUCCAGUUCCCCAACGCCUCUGAAGCUCACAUGGCCAUGGGCCGUACGUUUAGCAUCAACACAGACUUCACCUCGGACCAAGCCGAUUUCCCUGAUGCUCUCUUUAAUGGAUUUGAGACACCUCGCGAACGAUUCUGUGCCAUUUCCAGCGCCAACGGAACCCUUCAUCCUAGGAACACGUGCUUGACGCCUGUCUCGGCACCACAGGCGGUACCCGUGGGUCAUGGGAAGAACGCAGUGAUGAUCCUCAACGAGCUGAGGCCAGGUGUCAGGUACGAGUUUGUGGCGGAGAGCGGAGAAAGCCACGCUAAGAACUUUGUGAUGGCUGUAACGGUGGACUCACAGGUUUUUCAGGGAUCAGGCCGGAAUAAGAAGCUGGCAAAGGCACGCGCAGCCCAGGCGGCGCUCUCAGGCCUCUUCAAUAUGCAGUUGGACCAGACACCAUCUAGACAACCCAUACCAAGAGAUGGUCUGCAGUUACACCUGCCACAGGUCCUGGCUGAUGCAGUGUCUCGGCUUGUGGUGGAAAAGUUCAGUGAGCUGACAGACGGCUUCAUAUCGCCUCAUGCACGACGGAAAGUCCUUGCUGGUGUUGUUAUGACAACAGGGCCCGAUGUGAAGGACGCACAGGUGAUCUGUGUUUCCACGGGAACCAAGUGCAUAAAUGGGGAGUACAUGAGUGACCGAGGCCUGGCAUUAAACGACUGUCACGCUGAGAUCAUCGCACGCCGUUCACUAAUCAGAUACCUGUACAGCCAGCUGGAGUUUUUCCUCAGUAACAAUCCUGAGCAUCACCAGAGCUCCAUAUUCCAGCGAUGUGAACAUUUGGGCUUCCAGCUGAAGGACGGUGUUCAGUUCCACCUGUACAUCAGCACCUCGCCGUGUGGAGACGCUCGAAUCUUCUCGCCGCACGAAGCCGCUGUUGAGGAUCAGGGAGACAGACACCCAAACAGGAAAGCCAGAGGACAGCUGCGCACUAAGAUCGAGUCUGGUGAGGGAACCAUCCCGGUCCGCUCCAGCAACACCAUCCAGACGUGGGAUGGAGUCCUGCAGGGUGAGAGGCUGCUCACCAUGUCCUGCAGUGAUAAGAUCGCCAGGUGGAACGUGGUGGGUGUGCAGGGGUCUCUGAUGAGUUAUUUCUCAGGCCCGAUCUAUUUCUCCAGUAUAAUCCUGGGUAGUCUGUACCAUGCAGAUCACCUGAGCAGAGCCAUGUACCAGCGUGUCGCAGAUAUAGAGGAGUUACCACAACCCUUCACCCUCAACAGACCACUGCUCAGCGGAAUCAGUAAUGCAGAAGCUCGGCAGCCCGGUAAAGCUCCAAACUUCAGUGUAAACUGGACGGUGGGGGAUCAGGGGCUAGAAGUCAUCAGCGCCACCACAGGGAAGGACGACCUCGGCCGACCGUCUCACCUCUGCAAACACGCCCUGUACAGCCGCUGGGUUCGUUUACAUGACAAGCUUUCUCAGACUCUGAGGAUCCGAGCGGCUCGACCUGCUACGUAUCACGAGGCCAAACAGGGUGCAGCAGAUUAUCACUCAGCCAAGCAGACUCUGAUCAGAGCUUUCCAGAAAGCGGGCCUUGGUGCCUGGGUGAAAAAGCCCAUUGAACAGGACCAGUUCUCCCUCACACAGUGAUGGAGAGAGGGAGGGAGGGAGAGAGAGAGAGAGAGAGAGAAAGAGAGAGAGAAGGAGAGGGAGAAAGGGGAAUAAAAAUGACAGCACGAAGUCUGUUUUUAACUGUUCAGCAUCUAACAGUUAACACGUCCCCCAGCAUCUCUCAGUUUGACCUCAACAUUCUGUCCAGUAUUGUUCUGUGCUGCUUGGUGGCUUUGAUCAUUGUGUAACAGAAAUGUAAAAUCUCAUGUCAUCAUGUUAUUUAAGUGUUAUUUUAAAUGUGUAUAACUAUAUUUAUGUACUUUAACAUCAGGAAUUAGUGAUUUAACAGAUGGAUUUUUAUUAUUUAGUUAAUUAUGAUUUGCACUUUUAUAAUUUAUUUCUACAUCAGACUGAUGUGGAUUAAUCAUAAUGACUCUUAAUAAAUGAAGUGUUUCUCUGAUCCUCAUUGUUGAAGAACAUCUGAAAACAUUUCCCCUUAAUAUGACUUUAAUCCCACAGUAAAGGUGAAAGCUCAGAUCUGAUCGACCAGAAGCUUUGUGUUAUUUCUGUAUAACAGCACGACUCACACACAUCAGCUUUAGGCUGAACGUUGAUGCCUGCUAAAACGCUGGAAGCUAAAAAUGAUAAAAGUAUUAAAUGAUCUGUUUUGUCUAAACUAUCUGAAGAUUUAAAUGUUAAUCACUGACACGUGUUUAAAGGUUAAAGUGGUAAGGCUAUGCUAUUAUAAUAUUAAUGUUAGGAAACGUUCCAAGAGUGAUUUACCUCAGAAGUUCGUCUUCUUCUUCGUAAAAGGCAGUUAUUUGAUGAUCGCGAGCGAUUUAAAAGCGACACGUAUUCCGUUAACGAGUCACACAAAAAAUGACUUUGACCAUCAUUACAGUUUGAUUAUGAUGUGAUUAUCACAGGAUGAUAAUCACACUGCUGUUCAUGAAAUCUGACUAAAAUUAAACAUGUGACAUGAAAGAAAAAGCUCUAAGUUACACUGAAUGUGUGUGAUGUUAAAGCUGAUCAAUCUACACAGUGUGUUAAAUGCUGUGACAAAUGAAUGUGUUCAUUUUAAUCCACACAUAACUACUGUGUAAAACAGCUGAAUAAUUCGAACACAAUUUUAAUUCAUAUUUACACAAAAUGUGUAUAGUGGAGCGCUACACAUAAUUUGUGUCAUUUUUCUACACAUUCAUA
Tachysurus fulvidraco (yellow catfish) is the source of this 3696-nucleotide messenger RNA. RefSeq names its product adenosine deaminase RNA specific B1a (gene adarb1a). The record is from RefSeq and is a predicted model, not a curated record. Gene Ontology annotation, molecular function: double-stranded RNA binding; tRNA-specific adenosine deaminase activity; double-stranded RNA adenosine deaminase activity. Gene Ontology annotation, biological process: RNA processing; adenosine to inosine editing. Gene Ontology annotation, cellular component: nucleolus; cytoplasm. The transcript has 11 exons. Bases 511 to 2532 code for a protein of 673 amino acids. NCBI's taxonomy places the organism in Eukaryota, Metazoa, Chordata, Actinopteri, Siluriformes, Bagridae.